This is a messenger RNA of Heterotrigona itama, 2363 nucleotides long. The record is from the annotation of a GenBank genome assembly. NCBI's taxonomy places the organism in Eukaryota, Metazoa, Arthropoda, Insecta, Hymenoptera, Apidae.
AUUUGUUGUUUAGAUGAUUACUCCGACGAAAUUGAUCGAGAAGCAAGGAGAUUGCUGCAAGUUCUCCCAGCUUUCGACCCUGGUGUUGGACGAGUGAGUCUAGAAUGCAAGAGGCACACUGAAAUUUUUCACCGAGAGCUUGCUAAGUUCACUUUAUGGGCCCUCAAAAUGUACGAUGCAACGGCAAAAAUACCGUCUGGCCUUCUGAACGGAAAUGUAAAUCAAUUUGGCGACUUCGACGAGUGUGUUGGAAUCGAAGGAAGCGACGGGAUUCAAGGACAAUAUUGCUUGGCGUAUCUUCAAUUGAGCAUCGACGAGUCGCGUCUGGAUUUGAAGCAUCUUCAUCGGUUGAUACAUUCUCAUUACGCUUUCAGAAGCAACAUUACCGAUCCUGGACAUCGUGUACCUCGAUUUAAUAUAGUAAAUUGGGCAGUCUGUACACCAGCAUCAUGUAGUUUCAAAGACGUUGAAACGUCUAUUCACGAAAUCCUUACUAGAUACAGUUCACAAACUGGUCUGAAAGUUACAGUGAAGGUGAACAAAGAUAUGUGUCAAGUAAAGAGUAAAGAUCCUGUACCAAACGAGACUGUACUUGUUAGCUUGCUCGUCAUGGCUAUAUUUGUCUUAACAAUCGUAGCAGCACUUUAUGAUCAUUACAAAAUACCAGCGAGUGAACUGCUAUUAUCGUUUUCUUUAAAACGUAAUUUUAAAAAGCUUGUAUCAUUGGAACGAAGGCAGAAUGACAUAGCUACACUUCAUGGCAUUCGAGCUAUAAAUGCUCUAAUGCUGCUUCUUGCUCAUAAAAGCAUGGCUCUCUUUUUUAAUCCUUAUGCAAACAGAACGGAAAUGAGCGAAUAUCUUGGUAAACCAUGGACAGUCAUAGGAAGAGCUGCCAGCCUUUACACAGAUCCGUUUAUAAUGCUUUCUGGCCUUUUAACAUCAUAUUCUUUUAUUGGAAAACUAAAAAAGACUGGCAACUUGGACAUAAAAGAUGAAUAUGUAUCACGUUUGAUCAGGAUAGUACCACCUUUGGCAACUUUGAUAUUGUUAUGCACUUAUGUAAUACCUUACAUCGGUUCUGGGCCACAAUGGAACUUGGUGAUAACUGAACAUGCAAAUAUUUGUAAAAAUACAUGGUGGAGAAAUUUCCUAUUCAUCCAUAAUUAUUUUGGAUUUGAAUCUAUGUGCCUCACACAUACUCAUCACUUAGGCAUAGAUAUUCAAUUAUUCGUUUUCUCACCUUUAAUGGUGCUUCUUCUUUAUAAAAAGCCAAAGAUUGGAGCCAUCAUUCUUACUGUGUUUGCUCUGUUUUCAACGGCACUUCGAUAUUUUGUAACAUAUUACAGAGAAUUAAGUAAUUAUGUCUUCUUUGGUACCUCAAUAAAACAACUAUUCGAUACUGCAGAUUUUUCAUAUACUCUACCCUCGCAUAGACUGACAGUUUAUAUAAUAGGAAUUUUCAUGGGAUAUUUGUUAAGAUAUUUACCUAGAAAUUAUAAGAUAAAUAAAAUAGCCCUUUACGCAGGUUGGAUUCUAUGCACAAUAAUGUGCUGCUGCGCAUUUUUUGGGCCUGCCGGUAUGGGAUCUAUAAAUUAUAUAUACAACCCAAUAGAUGCAGCAAUGUAUAAUGCAUUUGCUCCUAUUGGUUGGUGUGCCAUUUUCGCAUGGGCAACUUUCAUGUACCAUACUGGAAAUACAAAUGAUUGGUUCACUAGAUUUUUAGCAUGGAAGGGAUUUUUAAUUACUACAAGGCUGAGUUAUGCAAUAUAUUUAACUCAAUUUCCAAUAUACUUUUAUAAUGUUGGAAGAACUCGAAGUGCAGAACAUUUUGCAUUCUUUAGCAUGCAAUUCGAUCUAAAUGAAUUUUUAUGCAUUAUGGUUUUAUCAAUAAUUCUUACUUUACUAGUUGAUACACCAUUUCAAAAUAUUAAAAAUUAUUUAAUGAAAAAAUCUUUAUCGCCAGAAGCAACAAAACAAUUGUCGAAAGUACAAUAAUUUUUUUACCAAAUAAUUAUAAUUUAAUCAAAAAUACUGUAAAUAGCAUCUACAAAUUUUAUUUCAUUGUUAGUCAAAUGAAAUCCUAUAGUUUGCCCUCAUAUACAAUGUAUAUGACAGCUGUAAGAACAAUUAUAAUUUAUACAAAUAUUCUUAUAUUUGAUUUAUAUAAGUAUCUGUAAAUAAUAUUUUUAUAAUUGUAAUAUUAAUGUUAAUAUUUUAAUAUUAAUAUAAUUUUUAAAACUCUUUCUGUGAAUACAAAUAUAUACAAAUUUUGAUUUAGUUUAUUUUAUUAUAGUGUUAUUUAUUUAAGGGCAUCUUUUUUAUUCUAUUAUUAUUUUAAAUGAACUGCACAUUAGUGAAAAUUA